UCUUGCAUUCGCAUCGUCUACAACAUACCCAGAGCAUAACCGAAAAACAAACCAUACGGAGAGUAUAAAAGUGAGAGAAGAGGAAGGGGAAGAGAGAGAGAGAGAGAGAAAUCAGUUGAUCAUCGUCCCAAACAUUACUCUUUUCAUUCUUUCAGGUAUUAUAUGUUGCUUAUCAAAAUUUGCAAGCAAAAGCUGGAGGGAUUAAUUAGUUUGUGAAGUACAGUAGCAGAAAAAUUGAAUUGCCAUGAAUCUCUUUUGCGAGUAUCUCUCUGGUUUGGGACCUUGAGAAAAUGUCUAGUGGAGAGGUCAGAAAAGUCUCAUGUCAAGAUAUACAACUGGUGCAAAAUCUUAUAGAACACUGUAUCCAAUUGUAUAUGAGGCGGAAAGAAGUGGUGAAUACCCUCUUGGUUCAGGCGAAAGUAGAGCCUGUUUUUACAGAACUUGUUUGGCAAAAACUUGAAGAAGAAAAUCAGGAAUUUUUCAAGGCAUAUUACCUGAGAUUGAUUUUGAAAGAACAAGUAAUUGAAUUCAACAAGUUGCUUGCUAGUCAGGAUGAAAUGACGCGUCAUAUGCGCCCAAAUUUAGUUGCUCCUACACGCAUGGUUAAUGGAUCUCAUAUUUUACCAACGCCCCAUAACUCAGCCAUUUAUCCCCCAGAACAAACGGGACCUGCUGUGAAACCAGAAGAUAUGUGCCAGCCAGUUGGUACCAGUUUUCCUAAUGCAUUCUUAAACCAUGGGCCUUCAGUGUACUCGCGCAUGCAAACUGCUUUUGAUAUGCCUGCUCAUGCAAGAGAGAUCAAUGUUUCGCCAAAUAUGCUGUUUGCUCAGAACUCAAAUGUGGGAAUACAAGGAAUGAAUGGUGGGAUGAUCACGUCUGAACUUGGCUAUGCAGGCAACUCCACAUUGAUGUUUGGUGCUGAUAGGAACGUUUUGGAAACACAUCCUGCAAUCGAGGGUGCAACUAUGUCAUCUUUCCGGAGGGUAGAGUCCAAUUCGCAACCCUGGAAUGAAGCAGUCCUGGAUGCUGACAUGUCUUCGUCUCGACUCUUAGGACAGAUUCCUCAAAACUUCAGACUCACAGAUUUGACAGCAGACUUUUCUAGUAGUUCAGAUUUUGGUACAGAUAUAUUAAAAAGUUAUAAUGGGUCACCCUUUCUAGCAACAGAUACAGACUUCCUCCAACCUCAUGGUUGGGGAGAACAGCAAGGUGAGGCUUUUGGGCCACCCUUUCGAGCAACGGAUACAGACUUCCUCCAACCUCGUGGUAGGAGAGAACAGCAAGGUCCAACUUGAACCCUGUUAGGACAGAAGUCUUUGUAUAUAGCUAAAAUUCAAAAUUCAUAGUACUUUACUGGUUGAAGAUAUUGAUUGGUGUGUGCUGAGGCAAUCAUUUGGUUGGAAAUCAGUAUGUGAGCAUUUACGCGUCUAUAAAUUGGAAAACGUAGGUUUGACAUAUUUUCUUACUGUAUUGUACAAACUUUUGGCUCUAUUCCCAAGAAUUAUAGUGCUUAUACUAUUUUGUGAACCCUCAGCUCAUGAAGACUAACUUCUUGCACCAAGUUUUGGCAUCAUACAAAUAUUUUGUGCACAAUCAUAUUGAAAACUUUGCUUUA
Messenger RNA from Cornus florida, 1615 nucleotides. RefSeq lists its product as uncharacterized. Bases 291 to 1295 code for a protein of 334 amino acids. The transcript is spliced from 8 exons. Lineage: Eukaryota; Viridiplantae; Streptophyta; Magnoliopsida; Cornales; Cornaceae. The record is from RefSeq and is a predicted model, not a curated record.